AUGACGAUUAUUGCUGCUGGAGAUAAACUUAUGCGAGACUUGGACUCUGCAACUCAAUGGGAUCAUUCGAACACUUGGCAGUAUUACCCAGAUCUUGAACAGAAUGCGAGCAACUGCGGCGUGCGACAAUCGAAUCCCGGAUUUCAGCCCCUAAAAGCUGUGCACCACGGGUUGGAGGAGCACUCGGCAUCGAUACACAAUGACUCCAGAGUAACCGAACUCCCCGCUCUCGACCAGUUUGCCUUGAAAAUGGAAUACUGGCCUCAAGAACAACCACAGUACACAGAAAACGUGUGCGUGUCUGACGUUCUAUCAAAUUUAUGCGUCGAGCUUCCGUAUCAUCCUAGCAGAAUUCAUUUUACUGAAACUCCUUGCCCAAGUGCCAUUUCCUCAGUUGUUGAUGUCAAUUCGUUGGCUCAAGAUCUGAGUACUCCAGAACUGCUAUCAAACUUAGAGCGGGAACAGAAAUACUCAAAUCCAUGGCCCUCAGAGGCAGCCGCUGCAGACAGCUACCUAGCUUUUGGUUCUCAGCAUAUUCCUGGUAUCAAUUUCCAAGAUGGGGGAAUACAGGGGCGUGCAAACGUACAACCUUUCUCGUUUACAUCCUGGCAGGGUGUUGUUGACCAGGUGUCCUCUGACAGAGCCUCCCAAAACAUCCAGCAGUCACAGUUAAGUUCAGCAUUCCACCCUACAAUUGUGCAAACUUGUGGGCUACUUCAAGAUGAGCCAAAUACAAUACUGCCAGAGUGCGAGAUCCAACUUGAAGCAAAUUUGCUGCGAUUGAAAAAUUCUUCUGAAACAAAGAGAGCGAAAACCAGGUGUGUAUCAGGAGACUUCUCGAGUUGCCCAGUGAGACAAAAGACUCCAUCUACUCGCCAGAUUACUCCAAGACGGAAAAAAGGAGAAAAGAGUCCAAUGCAGAGACCCGCAAUAUCUAAACGACAAGCGAGCCCAACAGAUCUAAUACUACACGGAGCGGCUCUCUUGAGCAACCCGUCUCGGAGUGGGUCAGAUGAGGAUGAGCCGAAAGCAGCCGCUAAAGCGCGAAGGUCUUUUCAAAUAGUUCAUGAAGAUGGACAAGGAAAUUCAACUGCAUCUUCUUCUCAAACAAUGCCCAUCGCCCGAGCACGCCGACAGGGACCCUUGUCCGCGAAUGGAAGACGUGAUGCGGCUUUACGGAGAAAGGACAGGAGCGUCUGUAUCUGGUGCCGUUUGUCGAAAAAGAAGUGCUCGGGUCAAAAUCCAUGUGGCGCAUGUGUUGAGCAAGCCAAAUCCAUGAUUGUUGAGCAACCAUGCGUGAAAGCAGACUUUUUCCAAAUAGUCGAGGCAGGAACGUGCAAUUAUAUAUCCCAACGUGCCGUUAACCACCUUACGCUGGACGGCUCAUCUAGACGUCGCAUGGAGCUGCCAUCUGUUUUAAACAUUGAUCAAUUUGUCGACUUGCUGGAGAAACGUCGAGGGAAAUUUAACAUACGGGUGCGACAGGCAUGGGGAACACUCUUCGUUCUAGAUUUGGAAGAAUCCUGGAGCUACGUGAAAUGCCUUCAAGGGAAACAAGGGAGUAAUGUGUACGAUCUGCAAGAUUUUAUUGAUAAUCAUAUCUUGAAACUUAAUAACUGGCAGAGAUGCGUAAAGGAGUGCAACCCUGUGGAUGAUAUGCUUUCGCUAUUGUCGCAGUGGAAUACCAUGCCUAGUCGAGCAAGCUACGAUUUUGUUUUUGAAGAUAGCAAAAUACCUGACCGUCCGAUGAAUAUUGAACACCCCGGUGACCAGUUAGAGAUCCUUCUAGCUGCACAUCUAUCUCGAAUAGUUUGUCGUAAACUUGAAGUCGACGGAUAUCGAAACCUACAAUACGUUCUUAACAAGAACAAAUGGGACGACAUGUCUUCUGUUGCUUUCGUAAGACUUGUUUCUCAACUUGGGCAUAUACUCGUCAGUCUUCGCUGGAGAGUAUCCUGGUGGGAGCUCCUCGGCGACGGCGGAAUGAAGCCGGAUAUCAAUAAGGAACGAUACCAAGAACGUGUUCAAAGUUUAUGCAAAAUCCUUUACUUCUAUUUCACUUCAGUCAAACUCAAGCUACCGUCGUGGAUUGCCCCGGGCGAAUUUGACGGCGUCUGGUCAACCUAUGCUGAUGCCAGGCAGGUCUGGGACGAUUUCCCAUCCAUGGCUACGGCAGAGGGGUUUGAGGCGUGGAUGGCAAGGGGGAAGGAGCUUAUUCGAGAGGCUGGAGUACGGAGCAGCAUUCCUACUAUAUGA
Molecule: messenger RNA, 2256 nt
Organism: Ophidiomyces ophidiicola
Lineage: Eukaryota; Fungi; Ascomycota; Eurotiomycetes; Onygenales; Onygenaceae
Exons: 5
Coding region: 1-2256 (751 amino acids)
Biological process (GO): regulation of DNA-templated transcription
Molecular function (GO): zinc ion binding; DNA-binding transcription factor activity, RNA polymerase II-specific
Source: RefSeq, a predicted model, not a curated record